Molecule: messenger RNA, 1820 nt
Organism: Cokeromyces recurvatus
Lineage: Eukaryota; Fungi; Mucoromycota; Mucoromycetes; Mucorales; Mucoraceae
Exons: 6
Coding region: 238-1578 (446 amino acids)
Molecular function (GO): protein binding
Source: RefSeq, a predicted model, not a curated record
AAAUUAUUAAUAUUAUCAUUUACUUUUAUAUCGCUCGUUUAUACUCUAAGUACUAUACCUGUUCCAGGAAAGCCUGUCUAUAUUCAACAAUCUAAUUCUAUAUGGGUAUUUUCUUUCUCAAGAAAUUCAGUUGCUGAUAAUAUUCUUACAAGAAUUGAUUUAAAUAAAAAUUUUAAUACUUUACAACCACCAAUCGAAGAUUUAUCCUUACGAAUCUCAAAUAAUCAAUGUCCAAUAAUGCAUUUUGCUCAAGCGUUACCUGAUGCUGAUGGUAUCAGUAUUAAUAUCUUUGGUGCUGGAAGUAUCAAUGGAAUAUACGAAUCAUCUAUGACUAUAUGUCAGUAUAAUACACAAACAGAUACUUGGAAACAAAUUACAGAUAUGAGAAAUGUCCCAUUGGCUAGACGCAAUGCUGCUUAUGAAGUUACUCGAUCAAACUUGACUGUUAUAUUUGGAGGAAAUUCAGAGCUUCUUACUGGCCUUAACUUUAACUCGUCAUAUCGUUAUCCAAAUAUAUGGCAUCAAGAAAUAAUAAUAUAUGAUAGCAAAAGUAAUAAUUGGCUACCUACACCAAUAAAGUAUAGUACUGGGUUCACUAGAGUGAAUAGUACAAUAACUCAAAUUAGAGAUACAAAUGGACAAUUGGUUAUCUUAGGUGGAGCUGUUAUUAAUCAUGAAACAAAUUUAGAUAGAGUAACAAAUUUUCCUUUAGCUAAUAUGUCAGAUAUUAUCUUAUUAGAUCCUCGUACUUCAAUCUGGAAUAAUAUCAAAGCAAUAGGCAAUAGUAUGCCUAUACCAAGAAAACAUCAUACUACCACUUUACAUACAGAUGGACGCAGUUUAAUAAUAAUUGGAGGCGAAUAUUUUAACGAAACUGGUGCAUAUCUUUUAAAUGAUGUUUGGAUUUUAGAUACAAGAAAUUUUAGUUGGAGUCAACCACCAUUUAUUGAAGGUGUAGGUCUCUAUAGAUCAAACCAUACAUCUAUCUUAAUCAAAGACCAAAUUUGGGUUAUUGCAGGUACUAAUCGAACAGCAAAAGCAGUUGAUAUACAGCUUUUAAAUGUCAUAAACUGGUCCUGGUCCUAUUUGGCAGUUAAUAUCAAUGCUCAGUCUGACACACAAUAUUCAAAUAUUGGAGGUCUACCAAGACUUAUCGGUAUCGUAGUUGGUGUAGUAGUUUGUACAUUGUUAUUGUUGUUUUUCAUUCUAUGGCAUUGCUAUUGUAGACUUCAAUCUACUACUAAAUUACAUCAAGAUAAAAUUCAACAAAAGGCUCCUAAACAGUUAUUAUGUAAUAAUGUAGCUAAUCCGAAUACUUCACAUAAUAAUAUAUUACAACAGAAAGACUGGAACUACCAACAACAGAUGUCAUUAUUCAAUUAUAGUAAUAAUGUUAUUCCACAAAGUCCUAGUCCUCCUAACAUCACUAGAGAAAAUAAUAAUUCCUAUUUUAGUGAAGCAAAUUGUGAUACUGAAGACACUACAAUUAGUCAUUAUGUCACUCCUCUUAGUAGGCAAUCAUCAUCUCUUUACUGGGAUACUUCUCCGCUAUCAUCUCUUUAUAUGCAAGCAUCGUAAGUUUAUAUACAUAUACGAAUAUUUAGUUUAAAAUCUCAUAUCUAUUGGAAAUGGUUUCCCAUUAUCAUUACCACAAUUUCUUGGUUCACAGCAAUUACAAAAGCCUAAUGAAAUAGAUACUUCAUUACCCUUAAUAGAAGAAUCAGUCACUGUAUGUUCAUCAUCUACUAUUGAAGAUAAUCUACCUGCUAUAGAUAAGAGUAAAAAAGUAUAAUAUACAUACAAACAUACACACAUGCAUU